UUUUCGAAGUCUGGCGUCGUUAUUUAGCAUAUGAUGGAAAAGAGGAUAUGGCAGAACUACAUUUAAUAGGCCAAAUCAUCGGAGGAACAGAGUUUACAGAGAAAUCCAUCUUCUGCCGUUGGCAACUAUCUUCAGGCAACAAUUGGCGUGUUCUCGAAGGUACUACAGAGGGUCAGACGCAACUCGACACUCCGCAAAUUGGCUCACUGACUAGUUGGAAUCAUCCGCUGGAUGUACACUGGGCUACCAGAGGUCUUCAGGGCUGGCCACAAAUUCAUUUUCAAAUUUACCAUCUUGACGCUUACUCGCGAACUAACCUGAUCGGCUACGCUUCUGCAUCCAUUCCUACGCGUCCUGGUAUUCACUACGUCGAUGCUCCGGCGUGGAGACCCUUAGGAACAUUUACCGAAGAACUGAUGCGCCACUUUAUUGGCGGUGGAAUCGAGCUAACCGACGCUGAACGUAUCCAAAACGGAGCCGAUCGAUCCCGUUUGAAGACAGAAGCGGCUGGUAAAGUUCAUUUGGAAAUCGGAUUAAUCUUCCGGGAUUUCAAAAAGUUCGGCAUCGAGUACUGA
Daphnia magna is the source of this 575-nucleotide messenger RNA. RefSeq names its product B9 domain-containing protein 2-like. Gene Ontology annotation, cellular component: MKS complex. NCBI's taxonomy places the organism in Eukaryota, Metazoa, Arthropoda, Branchiopoda, Diplostraca, Daphniidae. Bases 48 to 575 code for a protein of 175 amino acids. The transcript is spliced from 3 exons. Gene Ontology annotation, biological process: cilium assembly. The record is from RefSeq and is a predicted model, not a curated record.